Messenger RNA from Linum tenue, 397 nucleotides. The record is from the annotation of a GenBank genome assembly. Lineage: Eukaryota; Viridiplantae; Streptophyta; Magnoliopsida; Malpighiales; Linaceae.
UUGCAAUCGUGUUAGGAACAUGCACGGCCAAGGCGUCAACCAAUCCCCUCCGUCGCUCCUUCUUCAUCAAUCCCUCAAGCCUUAACUCCAAUAUAAGCUCUCCGUCGCCGUCUUUCGACUCCGACGGCGUCGCCCUGGCUGCCGGUACAUAGCCCAUGGCUCGGAACAGCUGCACCUUCUCGCCAUUGAGGGAGCUAUGGAUGGGGGAGUUUCUCUGAGCAGGCAUACUUUCGCCAUUGUCCUUCUUCUUCUGCUGCUUCUGAGUUUUGAAGGAUGCAAUUCCAUGGAACCUUUGCUCCCAGAGUUAUCUCCUAAUGCAGCUCCUCAGCCAUUUCUUCCUCUCCUGGCACCUUCCCCUCUGACUCCUUUCACAAAAAACACAAUUCCACGACUAUCA